Molecule: messenger RNA, 834 nt
Organism: Daktulosphaira vitifoliae (grape phylloxera)
Lineage: Eukaryota; Metazoa; Arthropoda; Insecta; Hemiptera; Phylloxeridae
Exons: 2
Coding region: 1-834 (277 amino acids)
Source: RefSeq, a predicted model, not a curated record
AUGAUGGAUGACUCUCCUUUACCAUUUAAUACAACUAAAGCUUAUUAUGAAAUUAUUCCAGGAUCACAGACAAAAAUCAAAAGAAAUUGGUUAUCCUAUAGUCAUGAACAUAACUCUUUAUUUUGUUCAAUAUGUUUAGUAUACUGCUCUAAAUCAUCAGCUUUUACUAGCGAUAGUGGAUUUAGCAGAUGGAUUCAUGUUUAUGAGCGUAUUAAAGAUCACGAAGAGUCAAAAAACCAUAGAGAAGCGUCAAAAUGUUUCAUGGCUGAUCAAUGUGGUAAAAGUGUUGAUGAAUUAAUAGAAAGAGUGCAGUGGGUUCAGAGGGAAAAUGAAGUGAUGAAGAGAAGAAGAGUAGCUCAAAUAAUUAUUGAUAUUGUUAAAGUAAUUGGAAAACAAGGAUUACCUUUCAGAGGAUUCAGAUAUGAGUCUGCUUACGAUUUAAAAAAUAUAUCAGUAAAUCAUGGGAAUUUUUUGGAAAUAGUAUUAUUGAUAGCAAAGUCGAAUGUAGAAUUAAGUGAUCAUAUUACUAAGGCAAUAGUUGAAAGUGAAAAGAAGUUGAAAAGAGGUAAAUCUGGUAGAGGAAAUUUGUUUACUUUUUUAAGUCACAAGACUGUAACAAAUGAAAUUCAAACUAUUGGCGAAUUAUUGUUGUCUAAGAUAUCUAAAGAAGUUAAUGUGGCUAACAACUAUUCCAUUACAAUGGAUACAACUAUGGAUGUUUCAACUCAUGAUCAAUGUGUAAUUGUUUUGCGAUAUUUGAAAGAGAAUGUCGAAAAUGAAAAAUCUUCAGUAGAAAUUAAGGAAAGAGUUAUAGCUUUGAAAAAAAUUAGAUAA